CGAGUGUGGAUUCAACAUGGACGAUCUUUCUUUGUCAUGAACACCGCGGUCGACCUAAAAUUUGGUCCGAAAAAACACAGGUGGAUCUUGGAGUAAGAUGUCCGAUGAAGCCAUGUCAGUCUCUAGUCCUAUGCAGGACUCUCUUGCCGACUUAGCAUCUAUGCCUGCCCCUGGCCAAAUGGCCGAACAAUCUCCGAUACCAUCUCAAAUGCCUGCUCCGUCACCGAUGUCACAGUCCGGUUUACCAAUGGAAAGCCCUCGCCCGAUGCCUACACCAAGCCCAGGUUCCAUCCAUGGGGGUCCAAUCUCUAGUCCGAUGGGUGGACCUAUUCAUAGCCCUAUGGGGGCUCCAGGCAUGAUGCAUGCCAACAGUCCAAUGUCUCAAGGUCAAAUGUCAUCUCCCAUGCAGAAUCCAAACGCUAUGCCCGGUCCGUCCCCGAUGCCCAAUCAGAGUCCGAUGUCCCAUCAUCAAAUGUCGUUGCAACAUCAAGGACAGAUGCCGAUGGGUAACCAGGUCGGGAACCAGGCAGCAAUGAUGAGUCAAAACCCAAUGGGUAACCAGCCUCCGAUGCCCAGCCAAGGAAAUCAGGGACCCAUGAUGAACUUGGCGACUACAGGGAACCAUGCAUCAAUGGGUGGUCAUGGACCAAUGAUGGGUAAUCCCGGGCAAAUGGGUAACCAGGGAUCUAUGAUUAGCCAAAGCCAGAUGGAGAGUCAAGGCCCAGUUGGGAACCAGGAAACCAUGAUGAAUCAAGGACCCAUGGGAAACCAGGGUCCUCCAAUCAGUCAAGGCUACAUGGGCAACCAGACCUACAUGGGUAGCCAAGGUCCAAUGGGAAACCAGGGACAUACAGGUAGUCAAGGAUUCCAAGGUCCAGCAAGCAGCCAAGGACAUGCUGAUACCCAGGGGUUCAUGGGUAGGCAAGCCCCAAGUGGGAUGAUGCCCAAUCAAGGAGCAAUCGCCAACCCAACGCAGAUGCCUACCCAGGGCCCCAUAACAGGGCAGUCCACAAUGCCGGCCCAAGGUCCAAUGCCUGUUCCAGGACCUGGACCUGGCCCAAUGACGAGCCAAGGAUACAUCCCCAACCAAGACCCAAUGACCAAUCAGAUGAGCAUGAUGAAUCAAGGGCCAGGCGGUAGCUCGGGGCCCAGUCAAAUGCCCCCCGGGCCCAGUCAAAUGCCCCCCGGGCCCAGUCAAAUGCCCCCCGGGCCAAGUCAAAUGCCCCCCGGCCCCAUACCCGGUCCUAUACCCGGUCCAGGCGGGGCAAUGCAAGGGCCAACGCCACCUCCUCCUUCAGGACCAAUCCAUGGGCGUGAGCCACCACCUGCACAGAGUACCAACUUCCAAACACAUUACAACUCGUUGCAAAGGGCAAUUGAGAGCAUGCAAGAGCAAGGAAUGCAGAAUGAUCCGCGAUACAGUCAACUGCUGGCUGUAGCCAAACGAGCAAAGCAUCAGCAGCAACAGAACAUGGCAGGGUAUGGUACCCCGAUGGACUCCAACGCUCCGCCAUCCGGUAGCACCCAGCCACCAGGGAUGGCACCCACGCCCCCUGGCUCUAGGAGUAGCACCCCCUUCAGCCCGCCGCAGCUCCACCAACUGAAAGCCCAGAUCAUGGCAUAUAAGCUUCUCACCCGCAGUCAGCUCAUCCCGGAGAGCCUCCGGCAGGCCGUGCAGGGGAAGCACUCGACCAUGUACCAACGGCCUGGUGGUAGGUUAUUGAAUAGGCUAUCCAUGGGAGCCCAGCCUCCAAUGGGUGGCCCACCCACCAGCACCCCUGGCGGUCAAGGCUCAACUGGACAAGUACCCAGUCAGUGGCCACAACAACAACAACAACAGCACCCAAUGAGUGCCCCAUCAGGCAACCAAGGGGCGCAGAGGACACCCAUGCAGGCAAUUCAACCACAGAUGUCCCCACAGCAGCAACAACAACAGCAGCAGCAGCAACAGCAGCAACAACAGCAGCAGCAACAACAUCAACAGCUGCAACAGCAACCACCUCCGAAGCAGAUACCUACCGUGAUGAUGUUACAGCCCAAGCAGAAUCGCCUGAUCUCAUUGGCUAAGCCUCAAGGACUGGAUCCUGUGGAAAUCUUGUCGGAACGGGAAAAUAGGAUCACAAGUCGUAUUGCUUUUCGUAUCCAAGAGCUUCAGUCACUACCAGGGUCCCUUCCUGAAGACCUACGUAUGAAGGCCACAAUCGAACUGAGGGCUCUUAGACUUCUCAACUUCCAGAGACAGCUUCGUCAGGAAGUGGUUACGAGUAUGAGGCGGGACACCACCCUAGAGACAGCACUAAACUCCAAGGCAUACAAACGUAGCAAGCGUCAGUCACUGAGAGAAGCAAGACUAACCGAGAAGCUUGAGAAACAACAGAAGAUGGAGCAAGAACGAAAGCGAAGACAGAAACACCAGGAAUACCUGAGCUGUGUUAUGCAACACUCCAAGGACUUUAAGGACUACCAUCGUAGCAUUCAGGGCAAGCUGAGUAAACUCAACAAGGCCGUCAUGACGUACCACACUAACACUGAGCGCGAGCAGAAGAAGGAGAGUGAGCGCAUUGAGAAGGAACGUAUGCGCAGACUGAUGGCUGAAGAUGAAGAAGGCUACCGACGUCUUAUUGAUGAGAAGAAGGAUAAACGUCUUGCGUACCUCCUGAGUCAGACCGACGCCUACAUCAACAGCUUGACCGACCUCGUCAAAGCCCACCAGGAGCAACUGAAGAAGCGCAAGCGGGAGAAGCGCAAAAGGAAGAAGGCUGAGUUAAGUGAUGCCUUGCAGGAUGGGUUGACGGAUGAUGGUAGCCAGAUGAGUGAUCUGACCAUUAAGGUCAUCAACCGCGAGACAGGACACAUUGUGAGCGGGGAAGAAGCGCCGAAAGCUACCCAGCUUGAGGCUUGGCUAGAGAUGCAUCCUGGGUACGAGGUUGCACCGAGAGAUGAAGAAGGCUCCGAGUACGAGUCUGACGAGGCUUCUGAAGAGGAGGAGGAAGAAGAAGAAGAACCACCCAAGAUAGAGGCACCACCAGAACCCGUCCCACCAGAGGACUUAAUGCAUGAGAUCCAUCACACUACCGAUGAUGAGUACAAUGCUAAGAUCUCUGGAUACUACGGAAUCGCUCAUGGCAUCAAAGAGGAAGUCACUGCACAACCAGAGAUGUUGGUCAACGGAACUCUUAAGGAAUACCAGGUUAAAGGGUUGGAAUGGAUGGUGUCCCUUUACAAUAAUAAUCUGAAUGGUAUCUUGGCCGAUGAGAUGGGAUUAGGAAAGACGAUACAGACCAUUGCUUUAAUCGCUUACCUCAUCGAGAAGAAGAGAGUCAGCGGACCAUACCUCAUCAUUGUUCCACUCUCAACUUUGUCCAACUGGGUAAUGGAGUUUGAUAAGUGGGCCCCCACCAUCACCAAGGUGUCUUACAAAGGGUCACCAACUCUGAGACGCACCUUAGCGACUAACCUCCGCACCAUGAAGUUCAACGUUCUCAUUACCACCUAUGAAUACGUCAUGAAGGACAAGGCGGUCCUCGCAAAGCUGCGCUGGAAGUACAUGAUCGUUGAUGAGGGUCACCGAAUGAAGAAUCACCAUUGUAAGCUGACGCAGGUCCUCAACACUCAUUACCUUGCUCCUCACAGAGUCCUGCUGACUGGAACACCUCUCCAGAAUAAACUCCCUGAGCUGUGGGCCUUGUUGAACUUCCUGCUUCCGACCAUCUUCAAGUGUUGCAGUACUUUCGAUCAGUGGUUCAAUGCCCCAUUUUACUCCACAGGAGAAAAGGUGGAGCUAAAUGAAGAAGAGACGAUUCUUAUCAUCCGUCGUCUCCACAAGGUGCUCCGGCCGUUCCUCCUCAGACGUCUUAAGAAGGAGGUAGAGUCCCAGCUCCCAGAAAAGGUGGAGUACGUGAUCAAGUGCGACAUGUCAGCAUUGCAGCGCUUGCUGUAUCGUCACAUGCAAAUCAAAGGAGUUAUGCUCACUGAUGGAUCAGAGAAAGAUAAGAAGGGGCGUGGCGGUACCAAGAUGCUGAUGAACACCAUAAUGCAGCUGCGUAAGAUCUGUAAUCAUCCCUUCAUGUUCCAGCAUAUUGAGGAAUCCUUCUGCGAGCAUCUCGGUCAGACUGGUAACAUUGUCCAGGGUCCUGACCUCUACCGUGUCGCUGGUAAAUUUGAGCUUCUGGAUCGUGUCCUGUCCAAGCUGAAAGCACACAAUCAUCGUACUCUGCUCUUCUGUCAGAUGACCUCCCUCAUGACCAUCCUGGAAGACUACUUUAUAUUCAGAGGAUAUCGUUACCUGCGUCUUGACGGUACCACCAAAGCUGAAGAUCGAGGAGAAUUACUGGUGAAGUUCAACGCUAAGGACUCGGAUAUCUUCAUCUUCCUGCUAAGUACAAGAGCUGGAGGGUUGGGUCUUAACCUCCAGGCAGCUGAUACUGUGGUCAUCUUUGACAGUGAUUGGAAUCCACAUCAGGAUCUGCAAGCUCAGGAUCGAGCCCAUCGUAUCGGGCAAAAGAACGAGGUCCGUGUUCUGCGCCUCAUGACAGUCCAGAGUGUUGAGGAGAAGAUCUUAGCAGCGGCUAAGUUUAAGCUGAAUGUAGACAAUAAGGUUAUCCAGGCUGGUAUGUUUGAUAAUAAGUCAACGGGAUCGGAGCGGAGGGCUUUCCUUGUGGCUCUCAUGGACCAAGAUGCCGAUCAAGAUGAGGAGGAGAACGAAGUCCCAGAUGAUGAGACGAUCAAUCAGAUGAUCGCUCGCACUGAGGAGGAAUACGAGGUCUUCCAGAGGAUGGACAUCGAGAGGAGACGCCAGGAGGCGAGGGACCCCAACCGUAAGCCCCGCCUCAUGGAGGAGGAAGAACUCCCCAGCUGGCUCAUCAAGGACGACAAGGAGGUGGAGAGACUCACCUUUGAGGAUGAGGAGGAGAAACUGUUCGGGCGUGGCUCGCGGCAGAGGAAGGAUGUCGAUUAUGGAGAUUCACUGACAGAGAAGGAGUGGCUUAGGGCCAUCGAGGAAGGAAACCUUGAUGAAGUCGAAGGGAUCAAGAAGCUCAAGAAACAGAGAAAGCGAAAGUAUGAGUACAUCGAUGAAGAGGAUGAAGAAGAAGAAGAGGAAGAACACAUCCCUAAAUCUUCCAGCAAGGCGGAUAAGACGGCCGUCAAGAAGAGGCGUGGCCGUCCCCCGGUUGAGAAACCAUCGCCGAACCCACCCAAGUUGACUCGAAACAUGAAGAAGCUGGUUGAGACGAUGACGAGUUACAAGGACGGACAAGGUCGACCUCUCGCUCAUCCGUUCCUCUCCCUGCCCCCCAAGAGGGAGUUACCGGACUACUAUGAGCUCAUCAUGAAACCCAUGGACUUCAAGAAAAUUAAGGACCGCAUCCGUCAACAUCGCUACCGAGAGAUCGAUGACCUGGAGCAUGACGUCAGUCUCAUGUUCAGGAACGCUCAGACUUACAACUUGGAAGGCUCACAGAUCUUUGAGGAUUCCAUCGUUCUCCAGUCAGUCUUUCUUAGCGCUAGGAGCUGUCUUGAGACAACAGGGCGUCUGCCAAACUGUGGAGAGGAUGAAGAAAGUGAUGAGGAGACAGAAGCAACAUCAGACUCGGAAUCAGCUCGCUCAUCCAUGAAAAUGAAGAUCAAAAUCAAGCCAGGUAAAGGCGAAGGCAAAGGAAAGGGACGAUCCAAGGGAAAGACACAACCGGUCAAGAGAGGGCGGCCUCCACGUAAGCCUGUCGUCAGCGAUGAUAACGAUGAUGAUGAAGAUGAUGGAAAGAAAGAUGACUCUUCAAGUAGUAGUAGCAGCGAGUCAGAUGAGGAUGAUUCCGGCAGUGAUGGAAACCCAACACCUGAGUCUUCACGUCCAUCUUCAAGAGGUGCAUCACCAGCCAUGGGUCACAAAAAACGCUGAGAAGUCAAGCUCAAAACCCAUCCACCAUGUUGGUUUUAAUGGAGGUCUGUCUUUGGGUUAGUCUGGUAGCUUGUCUUUCGAUUUUUGUGUGAUGAUUCUUGUGUCUGGGAACUAGACUUGGCGUUUCGUUGGUUAUCAUAUGUGAAGGUCACGUCACAUUCAGUGCGCAGAGAAAUAGAACUUCAGUACAUUAAAAUGAAAGACUUCUGAGGACACUGGGUGGCAGCAGACUUAUAGAGUAAAACCAUUGCUCUUUGAAAUGUGUUUGAAAUUGCACAGAAUUAUGGAAAUGCGCAUAAUUUACCUGCUGCCACCUUGUCAUCAAAAAUUUAUAUGAACACAUGAAAGAAAACUGGGCCCAAUUUCAUUAAGCUGUUUAGCAGAAAAGACUGCUUUGCAAAUGUUUGUGCUCUGUAAGAAAUGAAUGCGGCACCAGUUGCAACAAUGUCAACUUUACAGAAUUUUGACUGCAAACAAACCAGUUUCUGCUAAGCAAAAUAUUUCUGUGCUUAGCAAGCUUUCUUCAAUCAAGACAGGAUGUAAUUAUGUACAUGAUACUUUUCAUUAGUUAAACAUGUAGUUUAUUUUACAUAAAGAUAUUGCUUGUUUAUUUCACUGAAGCAGUUGGCGUAAAAAAAAUCACUACAAAAUUUUCAACACACGCCAUGUUUGUUCAAUGUAGAGUGAUUGUAGGGUUUGAUUUUUAGUCAUGUGGAUAGAAAAGUGGCAUUUCAUUGGUCUUUUGUUUCUCUUCCUUGCAGUAUUUUGUUUACAGUUUCUACAACCUAUUUCCCAAAGUUUAAACUAGUAACAUGUAACUAAAGUUAGUAUGUCUUUUCACAUCAAAUUUUCAAAUAAGUUUACAGUUUUUUCACAACUAAUUCCUUCAGAUAUUAAAGCUACUUUUAAAUUCUAUUUUCCAUAAUAUAUUAAUCGUAUCGUCAUGUAGUGGUAUUGAAGUAAAUGUUUCAAGGUAUGUCAAGGUAAUUGUUGAUGUCAAAGAUUUUGUUGUGAAUUUUGGUUUUAUUUUAUUGGAAAAUGUUAUCAAAUUGCAGUCAUCUUGGUCAAUUUUCUGCAGCCGAUUUCACGAAGCGCUAGGAUAAAUCCCGUUUUUGAGUUAGGGUUCAAUGUGUCUUACGUCUAUGGAUACGGAACUUAACUCGUCCUAAGUUCUAAGAUUAAUCCUACGUUAGGAAGAAUUUGGAGAAAUCAAUGGCUGGAGUACAUGAUAUGCGAUGAUAAUUGUAACUCUCAUUUUAUGAUGGGGGACCUAGCUAUUUUCUCUGCCAAGCAUAAAGGCCGAGUCACACUGCAGCGAUAACGAAAACGAUAACAAUCACGAUGCAGAGAGAACGCAUUCUAUUGGU
Messenger RNA from Asterias rubens (European starfish), 7263 nucleotides. Its product is annotated as transcription activator BRG1-like. Gene Ontology annotation, molecular function: ATP binding; transcription factor binding; histone binding. The transcript has 29 exons. The record is from RefSeq and is a predicted model, not a curated record. The coding region runs from base 98 to 5896 and encodes 1932 amino acids. NCBI's taxonomy places the organism in Eukaryota, Metazoa, Echinodermata, Asteroidea, Forcipulatida, Asteriidae. Gene Ontology annotation, biological process: positive regulation of transcription by RNA polymerase II. Gene Ontology annotation, cellular component: nucleus.